Passer montanus (Eurasian tree sparrow) is the source of this 717-nucleotide messenger RNA. RefSeq lists its product as uncharacterized. Gene Ontology annotation, molecular function: cytokine activity. Lineage: Eukaryota; Metazoa; Chordata; Aves; Passeriformes; Passeridae. The transcript has 3 exons. Bases 103 to 717 code for a protein of 204 amino acids. The record is from RefSeq and is a predicted model, not a curated record.
CUGCUUCUGUGUGCAUAAAGCAAUCUCCUGAAGGCACUGUGUGCACUUCAGCUCUGUCCUGGCACGGCAGCCCCAGCCCUGCUCCCUGAAGGACAGGCUGCCAUGGAAGGACAGGCUGCCAUGGAAGGACAGGCUGCCAUGGAAGGACAGGCGGACGCCGAGCCGGGAGCUGGGCAGCAGCUGCAGCACCAAAGGCAGCGAGCAGAGGACGAGCAGAGGCUGUGGCAGGGAGGCCAGGUCAGGAACACGCUGCACCUCAUCUCCGCCGUGGCUCAGUGGAUUUUGCUGCUUGCCUGCCUGAUUUACCUGGGUGUACAUUUUCUGCGGCCCUCAAAGCCCCAGAGUGACAAAGUGCUGUGGACCUACAUCCGCUACUCAGGCAGGAGCAGCAGAGGAGCAGCCAUGAACCUCAGUGCGGAAUCCGGGUCCAUCCGGAUCCGGAACGGCUCCAUCCUGGUCCCCUAUGAUGGCCUGUACCUCGUGUCCCUCAACAGCUCCAUCGACCUGGAGGAGGAGGGGGACUGCCUGAAUCUGACGCUGCAGGGCACCAGCAGCGUCCUGUGGGAGCAGAUUGUCCACAGCAACAGCAGCAGAGUGAACUUCACCUCCGUGCUCUACCUGUUUGAGCAGGACAGCGUCACGCUGUGGACCAGCGCCAACGCCAUCAUCGCAGACCUGUCCCUCAGCCUGGUGCUCGUGGCUGAGAACAAGUACUAG